Molecule: messenger RNA, 1041 nt
Organism: Lachancea mirantina
Lineage: Eukaryota; Fungi; Ascomycota; Saccharomycetes; Saccharomycetales; Saccharomycetaceae
Source: the annotation of a GenBank genome assembly
AUGGACUCUCCGGCAAUCUGUGAGACCUGUCUGGGGGAGUCGGAUCGAAUUACCGAAGCUGAAAAUGGUGCACAGUGCAAGAUUUGUACGCUGCCGUUCACGGUAUACCAUUUUCGAGAUAAAUCUACCGACACUGUGGUGCGCACGCUCAUAUGUCUCAACUGUUCAAAACAACGCAAUGUGUGUCAGUGCUGUCUGCUAGAUCUACAGUGGCAUAUCCCCGUUGAGGUUAGAGAUCGGAUCGUGUCGCUACUAAAGGGGUCGGAGGUGGCUACAGAAGAGGCUCGAAAUGAGAUGAUGAAACGAUUUAUAGCCCUGAAAAAUGGCGACCAGCAUAAGCUUGGUGGUGCUCGCAUUACCAGCGAUGCUGCAGCGACCGACAGUGCUCUUGAACAAAUGAAAGCUACUUUGAAGAGAUUGGGGGCAGACAAGAGUGAUAUUAGCGGGCAGAAAAGAGGAACCCCCUCGCGAGCUGACUCAGAAGACGUUAAUGUGAUGUCUGUACUCAAAAAACUACCCAUAGAAGGAAUAUUGGAACCGGCGCCCAGUUUUUUCCUUUACAACAUAGACCCUAAGCUUCCGGAAUGGGCAGUUGUCGACGCCAUUUCUAGUAUCGUGCAGACACCACAUUGGCGAGAGACGAGCUCAAACUCAGUGGUCGUGAAUCACACGGCUCAAUGUGGUGGUAUUAGAUUCAAGACUCAAGACCUUGCCAACAUAUUUUUUGAAAACGUUCCGAGCUUCCAAACGCCUUUGGGUUCCAAGAAGGGUAUACUCGUUGUCCAAAAUUCAAGAAUCCACGUUGUCGCAUGGCCACAAUUUCAUCGGGGCGCCUUGGGUAGUAAUUAUGCCGAAUGCCGGAAAUUAGCUUCAAGUUUGGCCAAAUUAGUGCAGAAGGAUCUACAACGUCCAGAAACCGAGGCCGGAGAAUUGAAAUCAACUGGCGGAACUAACACUAAAUCACAUAAAGUGACCAAGAAACAGCAUAUUAAAAAAGACACCAAGAAACGACGCAACAAGCGCUUUACUCUUGAGCUAUGA